Drosophila eugracilis is the source of this 1788-nucleotide messenger RNA. Its product is annotated as zinc finger protein Xfin. NCBI's taxonomy places the organism in Eukaryota, Metazoa, Arthropoda, Insecta, Diptera, Drosophilidae. Gene Ontology annotation, molecular function: RNA polymerase II cis-regulatory region sequence-specific DNA binding; DNA-binding transcription factor activity, RNA polymerase II-specific. The record is from RefSeq and is a predicted model, not a curated record. The transcript has 2 exons. The coding region runs from base 304 to 1494 and encodes 396 amino acids. Gene Ontology annotation, biological process: regulation of transcription by RNA polymerase II.
GUCGAUAUAUCUCAAUCGCAAUUAAAUAGAUGUACUUCAGUAUAUAAAUAAAAUAAAGUAAAAUAAGUAAAUCUGCUGGAAUAUGCAUUCGCGCUAGCCAAAAACAAUUGGAAAAUGUGUGCGGGACACCCAAGUCGAAUGUAGACCAUAAUUUGUGCUGGCUUUGGUGACAAGGGACCACAAAACUGAUAAACCCGAAGCCGACGCCCACUGAACUCUGUUUCCUGCACAGGAGUGUAGCUUUGGAUAAAAUCAAAUUGGACACUUUAGAUAGGCCGCCAGCGAACCCUACGUGUAAGCGCAAUGUCACAAGUAAUACCCAACACGCCCACACCCCAAAUGCUGACGACAUCAACGCCCAUAGAACCCAUGAAACCACCACCACCAGCGUUUCCCACGCUAGGCGGCGCAAACAUUCACGAACAGGCGUCUGAUAUGAUACUACGGGCGUCAACUAUUUUCGGGGACCUAAAGCAUGACGACGCGAAUCUGGAGAACGUUCCCCACGGAAUUGAGACUGAGCCAGAAGAGGAUUCGCCAUAUGGCGGGAACGGAAGCUCCAAAAUCCGGAUAAUGCCCAGUGUGAAACUUAUGGCUACUCCGCUCGCCUCCGAUCCAAAGCGCAAGUUUGUCUGCCCGUAUGAUAAUUGUACAAAGAGCUAUGGCAAGAGCUCGCACCUGCGUUCCCACCUCACCUGGCACACGGGUAUCAAGCCUUUCGUCUGCAGCGAGCCCAAGUGCGGCAAGGGAUUCACGCGCUCCGACGAGCUCAACCGGCACCUGCGGACGCAUACCGGCGAGAAGCCUUUCGAAUGCAUCCAGUGCACCAAGAAGUUCUCACGCAGCGACCACCUCACCAAACACCUGGCCACCCACGACCGCCAGCUGAAGGGCAGCACGCCGAAGAGAUCGGUGCCUAGCGGCGGAGUCCGACUUAAGCCCUCUAAGAAGCACUCUCAGUCAGAGUCUGAUUCGGGAUUUCACUUCAUGGCGGCGAUGGUCACAUGUGAAGAUCCUAGCAUGGAGCACCACCAUCAGCAGCAGCAGAAUCAGCACCACCAACCCGCGGAUAUCUAUGACCAGCACAAACCCCUAAAAAUCAAGUUGGAGCGACCGGAGCACAGUGACAAGUACCAGAUCGUGGCCCCAGAGCACCAGCAUCAGAAUCAGGGACAAGAGCAGAGCCAGCUACCAUCUUUUCUUAACCAGGCUAAGCCCGAGGUGAAAUAUGAACCGGCAGACGAAAUGGUAAAUACCCUUUCUCAGCUACCGCCGGCGGACGGGCCGGGCACUUAUGGGAUGCCACAGUUCGUCCAAGAUCGGCCAUUCCGUUGCCGACAAUGCGAGAAGCGGUUUAAGCGGCAAGACGACCUCAACCGGCACAUACGAACGCACACCGGCGAGAAACCCUACGCCUGUCCGCAGUGCUGUCGCCGAUUCGUGAGGAGCGACCACUUGAAAAAGCACCAGCAGACGCAUUUAAAAAUACGAUAGUUUCUUAGAUUUACUCCUUAAGUCGCUAGCCAUUGGCAUCCAAUUUAUAAUGGCUAAACAACGGGCGUGUGUUGGGUGACACACACAGUACAAUAAACUUAAAUAAAUUCGCAAUCUAACAAUAUUCCUAUGCAAGAUCUACGCUGGCUCUUAAAUCUCAAUUUGUAUGUAUGUAAAUAGCUAAUAUGGAAUUUUAAUUUUAACUUUAAUUGUUUUGUGUUUGCCAGGACAUAAAGGUAUAUUUUUUGGCUACUGUGUUCCCCGAAUCCAUUAAUAAAAAUUAUUGCUGUAAAA